AUGUACACCAUUCCAGAGCUUUCAGAGCUUUCAGAGUCUCCAGAGUCUCCAGAGCUUCCACAGCUUUCAGAAAUAACCCACGAAUACAACAGCGCCCAUCACCAAACAAAUCCUACAUUUGCUGAACAGGGACAUCCAAAAGAUGCACCCGAGAUAAGCAAACGUGCUUUCAAACAGUACGUCAAUCUCCAACUCAUCAAAUCAUGUGCACUCCUCGAAAUUUCCGAGCUUGAUCAAGCUCUAGGACAUGUGGAGGAAGCUUUAUUUAUUGCAGAAGACAAGAACCUUUUCUAUGAAAUUAGUAAAUGUCAUUUGUAUCGAGGAUUGUGUUUUAUAGAGAUGAAGAGGUGGAGGGAAGCAAAGAUUGCGCUGGUAAGGGGCGUGAAUGUUAGGGGUUGGGGGGGAAGAGUGGAGGAGUUGAUGAGGGAGGUUCAGAUGCGUAUUGACGAGGAUAAAAGGGGACGAAAUCAGGAGGCUUAG
Sclerotinia sclerotiorum 1980 UF-70 is the source of this 480-nucleotide messenger RNA. RefSeq lists its product with no specific name. The coding region runs from base 1 to 480 and encodes 159 amino acids. The record is from RefSeq and is a predicted model, not a curated record. Gene Ontology annotation, molecular function: protein binding. The transcript has a single exon. NCBI's taxonomy places the organism in Eukaryota, Fungi, Ascomycota, Leotiomycetes, Helotiales, Sclerotiniaceae.